CCCUCUUUCACAAAGAUUGGCCGCGGAGCAUGCGCAUGCGUUGGAGGGGGCGAUGGCUAUGGAUGACAUGUACGGAGGUGAGGGUGGUGUCCUGCCGGAUGAGCCUGUAAUACAGGUACAGGUCCCUGCCACAGAGCAGGGCAGAGGUGAUGCAGAUGAUCGUGCCGAGGAGCUGCCAGUGCGUACACGUGAUUCAGAUGAUGGGCGCGACCGCUUGCGGUCACUCGUCRGUAUGACGGCUCCAACUGYUGGGGGAGGGGCGACAACGACUCCUGGCAGGCAGGUUGYAUCCACAAAUAUGACGUUGAGAGUGAGACAGUCGACCUUGGAUCCUUUCAUUGGGAACAAGGUGCAAAAGGAUCUCGAUCAUAUCUUGGCACUUGCCACGACUACUUUCAUGAUGUUGGAGAGGUUGUGGGCACAGAGGUUCGUGCUUGACGAGGUGGUGUCAUCGGAUAAGUGGAGACGUGCAYGAUGGGCCGGCGAUGAACGGACUGAGGAGCCGGAGGUCCGCAGACUGUGCAGRUCUGAUUCAUGGUGGCAGCAGGUGAAGAGAGUGAUGGACGUCAUAGAGCCGUGUUACAAUUUCCUUAGGGACAUGGACCGUGACGGGUCGUCACCGCCUGGUUUGUGGGAUUUGCAGUCAAUCCUUGAGAGGGAGAUUGAUGCUCUGCAGUUGGAGGAGCGUGAGAGGGCGACUGYCAUGGAGAUUGUGGCGGACAGGCAGCCGGAUAGUCGUUAUAUCGACGUGUGGGCGGAUAUGGUGGAGGACCCCGCGGAGGAGAUCGACGACGCAGAUGUCAUGCCCGCAGACAUGGGCGAGGAGGAGUGGGAGCACAUGGAUCAGGUUAACCGUCGCAAGGAUGGUCGUAACCGGAGAACAUCUGUAUCGGCGGAUGAUCAUGUGGCAGAUGAUGAGUCCCCAUGGCAAGAUGCGGUAUGGAUGCACUGCGAAACAGUGGAGCGUGCACAGGCGGAUAGGGGCAAACGGAAGGCGGUCGCAGAGGACCAGCACGAUAUUAUGGAUGAGUGGGCGACAUUGGACCCUCACACAGACUUCGACUCCUACGUGGAUGGCAGUUUCCAGACGGUGAGGACCCUUCGAAGCAGGGCGGGAGGUCACGUUGAUGUGGAGGGUCUAUUGGCGAGAGACGAUGCAGAGGAAGAGGACAUUCAGCGCUGCYACGAGGACAUCCUUGCGUCAACUGCACAUCCACGGGCGACAGAGAUCCGGUCAUCAGGCGCCGCGACAGCACAGUGCCUCAUUCGUCCAGAGUCUUCUCAUCAUGCGGRGCCAGUCACCAGCAGAGGCUACAGRAUAGCAUGGGUGAUAGGUCAGCUCAGGGAUAGGGUGGAGCAUGUGGUAGAGCAGCGUGCAGAGCGUCCGGGGGUCAGACAGACUGUCGUGCAGACAGUGGAUCAGAGGGUGGAUGAUGUAGUACAGGACUUGACGGGCCAGAGGGUUAAGGAGAGGGUGGAUCAUAGCGCAGAUCGGAGAUUGGAUGAGAGAGCACACCCGCCAGACAGGGAGGGCAUUCGUCCCAUGGUCGUGCAGACUGCAGAGCAGCAUGUGGGGGUGGGUUUGGCCGCGAUGGUGGAGCAAAGGGCGGAGCAAAAGGUACAUCUAUGUGCUGCCUUAGGUGUAGAUCCUAGGGUGGAGCAGAGGGUGGAGCAGAGGGUGGAGCAGAGGGUGGAAGUUAGGGUGGAUUAGUGUGGAGCACCACGUGGACCAGGGGAGAUCAAACAUCGUUCGCGAGAGAGUGGGCGAGAGGAUUGACGGGAGUGUCGUCGGAGAUGAGGGCGGUGUGAUGGUGGAGGAGAGAAUAAAGGAUAGGGAUAGGGAACCCCCRCAGGAGAGUAGUGCACGAGACAUCGCACUCACCGGAGCUCCGUUCUACGGGAUUCCCCCGUUACCCCCACGUGCCGCACACUCCUCGCAGGGGCCGGAUCUUGGUUUACGUGGCAUGUCGUCACCACAUCGC
This is a messenger RNA of Chara braunii, 1982 nucleotides long. The record is from the annotation of a GenBank genome assembly. Lineage: Eukaryota; Viridiplantae; Streptophyta; Charophyceae; Charales; Characeae.